UAUUACUUUGCACCUCUGCAUAUUAGCACUGGAAAAACUGUGCAUCUGAUCGAUCUUCAUCAGUGACAUCAUGCAAUCAUGUCGGCUUGAACCAGAAUCUCAAAAGGAAUGUUUCCACCAGCUCGUGAAACCCAUGCCAGAAUAAAUUCAAGUUGUUCUGUGAGCAAAGAACGGUUUCAGUGUAGAUUCUCAAACCAGAGCGGUAGUCAGAAGUUUGUUUCCUGUCUGAAGCAUCUUCUAAUCUUGCAUGAGAGACUGCUGAUCUAAUCAGGGUUUUUAUUCCGAAGUGCAUGUCUGUGUCUGGUUGCCCACAUCAGACUGAACAUGCAGCUUUCCAACUUCAUCUCUGCUGAAAGGUUCAGGACAGAAAAGAAUCCUCAAAUCUUAAUCGAUUUGCCAGAAGGCACACGAUCACGAAUACAAUUAUGGGUCACAUGAAAGAGCAGAGACGUGAUCCGCUGUGCAUCUGGUGUCUGGAGAGAUCGAACAAGAUUAGACGAGCUAACACACUGAGGUUUUCCGUGAGAAGAUAAGAGUCUUGGGGUUUUGUCUUUUUUUGUGUCAUGCACACCAUUGCAGCUCAUCAUGUUCUAUCACGCUGUGGAAGAAUAACAAUAGAAUAUGAAAAUAGUUUCACUUCAAGAUCAAUAAGCUUCUACAGAUCUACAAAAAAAUUCAGGUGGAUGUAUGGAGUGUUGUGUAAUGCGUACAGCCUCUGGUUCUUGAUGUUCUUCUAGAUGAUGGAGAAACACCUCCUAGUUCUCUCAGUGUUGGGGCUCAGGAAAGGAAAGUGCCUGAGGUCCUUCUCCAUCUUCCUGGCUUUGGACCGUGCUGUGGAUGGACUGGAGAUCAGGGAGCUCAGUAUGGAUGGGAUGCUCAGCUUUUAUAAGCACAUUUUAUAAGAGCAAAUGACUAGAUGUGGAAUGAGAUGUUCAGAAAGAAGCACACAGACAUUUUUUUUUGCCUUCUAAUAAAACAGUGAAUCAGUAAUAACAGUUUCUGGGUUGAUUUUGGUGGGUGUUUGGUGUACAGUGGUCUUCAACUGGGUAUUAUGGCAAUCAUUUAUCAAAAUACCAAAUGUUAAUAUGCCUGAUAUGAGGCAUGAUAAUAAAACAUUUGCCUUUUUCCACCAUGUUUUGCUUCAUUUCUAUAAUCAGAAACGCCCCAAUAUUCUACUUUGUGAACCUGGAAAUCUUUAUUGUCUCCCCUGUAGAAAUUUUUGCACUUCUUGAACAAUAACAGCGUCAAUUUUAGACACGAAUAACUAUUUGGAUUGGAAUAGAAGAUUUAAUGAAUGCUUGACACUUCACUCUAAAGUGUAAAGAUGGAUGAAGACGCUGCACGCGCUGCUGUUUGCUGCAGCUCUCGGCGUCGUGGGUUUUCAUGCUGCACAUGGAGAAGAAAUCAUCCAUGGCAAGAAAGCCAGCAUGAACUCCCACCAGUACAUGGUGUCUGUGCAGAGGGAAAGUGAGCACAUAUGUGGAGGGUUCCUCAUAGACCCCGGCUACGUGCUCACGGCUGCUCACUGUUACGUAAGUCACGUCAGUGUCGUCAUGGGGACUCGAAACAUCGAUUGGAAAACGAACCAUAUGAGAAGAUACCAAGUGACUGCCAUGUUUAUACAUCCAUCAUACAGGGGACAUCCCAAAUUUGGGUCAGACAUCAUGCUUCUGAAGCUUUCAGGGAAAGUCAAUCUGAACAACAGGGAUUUGAAGAUCAUUAAAAUCCCGAGUAUGAGCCGCGCAGUCGAUCCAAACAUCAAGUGCGAAGUCGCAGGAUGGGGAAGAACCGAAUACCAACUACGGGUGAAUGACCUCAUGGUGGCUCAGGUGCCCAUCAUUAAUAUGACAGACUGUAAGAAGAGCUGGAAUGCAUUGAAUAUUUCACUCCCGGACAACAUCCUGUGUGCAGGAGGCUACAGAACCACAAGUGGAGCAUGCCAGGGGGAUUCUGGUGGGCCUUUGGUGUGCAGUGGUGUGGCGGUCGGCAUCGUGUCCUUCAAUCGUGGAAAUAAUUGCGACUAUCCAGACGUCCCUAAUGUCUACACUGAAAUCGCUCCGUAUGUUGACUGGAUUAACAGUGUGAUCAAAGAAAAUGCUUGAACUGAUGUCAUGCAAAAAAAAAACCUGAAAUCAAGAUAUAAAAAACUGAGGCAGAACAA
Messenger RNA from Silurus meridionalis, 2161 nucleotides. Its product is annotated as anionic trypsin-2-like. The transcript has 6 exons. The coding region runs from base 1329 to 2102 and encodes 257 amino acids. Lineage: Eukaryota; Metazoa; Chordata; Actinopteri; Siluriformes; Siluridae. Gene Ontology annotation, biological process: proteolysis. Gene Ontology annotation, molecular function: serine-type endopeptidase activity. The record is from RefSeq and is a predicted model, not a curated record.